Molecule: messenger RNA, 3092 nt
Organism: Belonocnema kinseyi
Lineage: Eukaryota; Metazoa; Arthropoda; Insecta; Hymenoptera; Cynipidae
Gene: GlyS
Product: glycogen [starch] synthase
Exons: 11
Coding region: 399-2471 (690 amino acids)
Biological process (GO): glycogen biosynthetic process
Cellular component (GO): cytoplasm
Molecular function (GO): alpha-1,4-glucan glucosyltransferase (UDP-glucose donor) activity
Source: RefSeq, a predicted model, not a curated record
GGCCGGCCUCUAUACACGUGCCUGACGUUGCUCAAAAAUUCGUGAGACAAGAAUAUACAAGUCGAAAAGGCGCGAUCCAUUAUCGCGGAUCGCGGCAACAUCUAGUGCCUGCUGCUUGCGGAUAAAUCAAUGGAAUUCAUUUUCCUUGAAGAGGGUUUUCGUCUCUUGCACUUCCUUUUGGAGCAAGAUCGUUGACCGGACCAUCUUUGACUCAUGUGACUGAUGAGUUACUGAGUUGUGUUUGUGCCCUCGUCGUUUGACCUUUCCUAGUCAGCGUUGACCUUCACCAACCCUGCAGUGCCAUCGUCAUUCAUCAUUCAUCAAAAUACCAUUCACGGAUUCGUCGAGGAUUCCUUGAACUUGAAAAUUCGACCUUGCUCUAAAAAAGGAAAACUAAGAUGUCGAAGGAAAGAGCUUCGCGACGAUUUUAUCGUUUAGACAGUACAAAUGAUUUGCUAGGAAAUAUGGACCAUGGUCUAAUGGCCCAGAUUGAAAAUCGAUGGAAUUUUGAAGUCUCUUGGGAAGCUGCAAACAAAGUUGGUGGGAUUUACACCGUCAUCAGAUCAAAAGCCUUUGUUUCUACUGAAGAAUUGGGCGAUCAGUAUAUUUUAAUUGGUCCUUACAAGGAAGCGUGUGCGAGAACGGAAGUUGAAGAAAUGGAUUUUCCUUCUAACAGUCCUUUAAACAAGGCAGUCCAAAUUAUGCGGGAAAAGGGAUUUAAGGUAGUAACAGGAACCUGGUUAGUAGAUGGGAAUCCUCAAGUAAUCUUAUUUGACAUUGGAAGUGCAGCAUGGAAAUUGGAUGAUUAUAAGGCGGAACUGUGGAACACGUGCCAUCUCGGCAUACCGCAUCUAGAUUCGGAAGCCAACGAUGCAAUUAUUCUUGGCUACAUGGUUUGCCAAUUCAUAUCAGAAUUCAAAAAAGCUGCGGAGGAAUUUUCAACAGCUCCACCUCGAAUUGUCGUUCACUGUCACGAAUGGCAAGCUGGAGUUGGUUUAAUAGCUUUACGGACGAGACAUGUUGAGGUCGCUACUGUUUUCACUACACACGCAACUCUCCUCGGAAGAUACCUCUGCGCAGGAAAAACUGACUUUUAUAAUAAUUUGGACAAGUUUAGUGUAGACGAAGAGGCAGGAAAGCGGCAGAUUUAUCACAGAUAUUGCAUGGAACGUGCAGCAUCCCAUCUCGCACACAUUUUUACGACAGUUUCAGAUAUAACAGGUUUGGAGGCUGAACAUUUGUUGAAAAGGAAACCCGACAUAAUCACACCCAACGGAUUAAACGUGAAGAAAUUUUCGGCGCUGCACGAGUUUCAGAACUUGCACGCGGUCAGCAAAGAAAAGAUUCACGAAUUCGUAAGGGGUCACUUCUAUGGGCACUACGAUUUUGACUUGGACAAGACUCUUUAUUUUUUUACCGCCGGACGAUAUGAAUUCGGAAAUAAGGGCGCCGAUAUUUUUAUUGAAGCUUUGGCUAGAUUAAAUCAUUACUUAAAAUCGUCCAAACCCGACACUACUGUUGUCGCAUUCCUCAUUUUUCCAACACGCACAAAUAAUUUUAACGUAGAGUCGCUUCGUGGUCAUGCGGUCACGAAAUCGCUUAAGGAUACGAUAGAUGAGAUACAACAAAAGAUCGGCAAGAGAAUGUACGAAUCUUGCUUAUCAGGUCAUCUGCCAGAAAGUCAAAAUAUUUUAUUGAAAGAAGAUUUGAUCAAAAUUAAGAGGUGUUUGUACUCCUUGCAAAGGAACACACUGCCACCGGUUACCACCCACAAUAUUGUAGACGAUUGGAAUGAUCCAGUAUUAAGCGCGAUAAGGAGAUGUAAUCUUUUCAACUCUGUGCAUGAUCGCGUAAAGGUAGUCUUCCAUCCCGAAUUUUUGUCUUCGACAAAUCCCCUUUUUGGUCUCGAUUAUGAUGAGUUCGUCAGAGGAUGCCAUUUAGGAGUUUUCCCGUCGUAUUAUGAACCUUGGGGAUACACACCGGCAGAAUGUACAGUAAUGGGGAUUCCAAGUAUAACCACUAACCUCUCAGGUUUUGGAUGCUUCAUGCAGGAACAUAUAGCGGAUCCAAUGAGCUACGGAAUUUAUAUCGUCGAUCGUAGGUACAUUGGACUGGAAAACAGUGUUCAACAGCUUGCACAGUACAUGUACGAUUUCGCUCGACUUAAUCGUAGACAGCGUAUCAUUCAGAGGAAUCGUACCGAGCGAUUGAGUGAUCUUCUGGAUUGGAGAAGUCUUGGAGUUUAUUAUCGCCAGGCAAGAAUAAAGGCUCUGUGCACCGUUUAUCCUGAUCUUGAGACUGAGUUUGCCAUAGGAAAUGUGGGUAAAUUGAAUUAUCCAAGGCCAAUCAGCGAACCCCCAUCGCCAUCUUCUUCUCGACAUACGACACCUGCUGCUUCGGUUCACGGAUCCGACGAAGAAGAUGAGGUCGAUGAAGAGAAGGAGCUUGAAGAAUUGCGAGAAGCGAGAUAAAAUAAAUCACUGCAACACUCGGCACCAGCACUAUUUUCUAUAAACUAGAGCCACAUUUAGAAUGCGCAAUAAUUUUUAUCCAAUUAACUUUAGUGCCGCACAGAGCUCGAAUCAGUCUUCCACUCUGGAUGCAAAGAAGAAACCAACUUAUUUAAACAACAGUAGUAAUAGAGACAUCUAUAAAUGCUGCACUGUCAAUAAGUAAUAUUGUUUAUCUGUUAAAACCACAACAACGAAUUAACAGUUUUAUCAUUUACAAAUGCGAAUAUAUUAUUGCUAAUAAUCGUGAUCAAUGUUGAAUUUGUUUUUUGAUGAAUUAUAGGAUUUAUUGAAUCGUUGAACAUAGUCAAAAUAUGGAAUUCUUAGAACUGUUAAAAUAUGUAUAUUUUCGAUCAUCAAAAGAAUUUAUACAAGGAUGUGAAUUUUACUCAAAAAGUGCGAUCUACGCGAUUCGUUAAUCGUGCAGGUCUAACUCUUUUGCUCAGAUGACGUUUAUCAGUUUUGUAAUGAUUUGUAGAUUUAAAUGUAUUAUUAUCAUUCACAAAUAGUGAAUGCACGUGUAGAACAUGAAAAUCGUUUUUAUAAAGAGUAGCAGUUUAAUAAAAGUUUGCGACAAAAUUA